AUGUCCCAGAGACAAAAAGCUAAAGCAGCAAAAGCGGAUAGAGCAUCCUUCUUUCUGGUAAAACCAGCCACAGCACUGACGCGGAAAGGCCGCAGCCCAACUAAAGAUGGUGGCGACACUCGCUCGGAAGAGGAGCCCCCUCCGUCUCCCGAAAAAUGGAUGGACGAGUUUGUGAAAGCCCACAACAGCCUCGCGGAUAAACUGCAAGAAAUAGAUUCCACCCUACACGACCAAGCACUGAAAAGGGCCGACAUGGAGGACCGAUCAAGACACAACAAUCUGCGUAUACGCGGCAUCCCGGAAUCGGUCCUAAACCCGGCUCUGCACAACUAUUUGCUGGAUAUGUUCCAGGCGCUGACACCGGAGACUCAUCCAGACCAGCUCAUCAUUGAUUGGGCGCACAGACUGAGGAGACCUAAACAUCUCCCCAACUCGACCGCGAGAGAUGUCAUCGUUAGGGUUCACUUCUACCACGCUAGAGAGGUUGUCAGAGCCUUACCAAGGCCUAAAAAUCUUUACGGACUUGUCGGCGGCAACCCUACAGUUCCGCAAAAGCCUGACACCUCUCACGACCACAUUGCGCUUACAAGGGAUUGCAUACCACUAGGGUUACCCGGCAAAGCUAUUAAUUCAUUACUGGGACGCACUGCAUGCUGUGGACUCAUUGUCAGCGGGCAAGGAGAAAUUCAGAAGCUGGGGCCUAGAGGCAACUGA
Messenger RNA from Pelobates cultripes (western spadefoot toad), 714 nucleotides. NCBI's taxonomy places the organism in Eukaryota, Metazoa, Chordata, Amphibia, Anura, Pelobatidae. The record is from the annotation of a GenBank genome assembly.